AUGUCGGAACCUCUCGUCGCCAAGAUUAGCGAGCUAGUCUCUGCUCUCAGGGACAUCGCCCCUGUUCUACCAGAGGUUCUGGCCCGGUUGCCCGUCUGCUUGGUUGUUGCAUUGACGCCGUGGCUUGUGGCCCGCGAUAUCCAACAACCGAUCUGUGUCCGGAGAUGGAUUGACAGCCUCUUGGUUAUUAAGAUGUUGAUCUGCUCUGGACUCAUUGCCCUCCAGACACCCGCUCUCUGGUUUGCUCCAUCAACGGCGCCGCUUUGUGAUUGGCUUACGUCCAGUCUUGACACUUUUGCCAUUUCGGAAGCGUUUUCCCUGCUUGUGAUGGUAUAUUUCCAGCAUAUGCGUAGCCCAAAGCCGUCGGUACUGCUGAGCUUCAUGUUGCCUGCUUCGGCGGGUGCUGAUUUCGCCACGGCCACCAUCUUCCAAGCUGCCCCCUUUGCAAGCAAGCACGAGACAUAUUACUUGUCCGCUAUGUUGAAAAUCGCCUUACUGGUGUUCCAUGAAGUUUCUAAAAACUCAUACUUCAACGCCAAUUAUUCGACGGUCGUGAGCAGCAAUGACGCUGGCGGAUUCUGGAGCCAAACUCUGGGCCUCUCUCAGACACCCGUCAUCAAAUAUGGACGGACGCAUGAACUGUCUAUCAAUGACAUAUCCGAUAUUCCAACAGCUCUUCUUUCGGCAAACAUGUAUGCCAAGUUCCAAAGCGCCUGGCAAAAGCGUCGCCCCAGGAACAAUGCACUCUUAAAGACUUGUAUGGCUAUCAGUCGCCGACAGGUUAUAGAAGCCAUAGUAGCUGGACUUUUCGCUAGCUUACUACAUGCGACAACGCCUCUGUUUAUUGAGGAUAUUGUAUCGCUGUCUCAGUCAUCAGAGAUUGGUUCCGCCAUGGCUGAGCAAAAACAAAUCCUGAUGUGGAUUACGUUUUCCGUCUUUCUAGGACAAGCUGUAUUACGGGGCUACUCUAAGCGUCGCUGUCUGUCCGUUCAGACGGCUACUCAAGGAGCACUUGCCGCUGCCGUAUUCCGGAAGUUAUCGUCCAUUUCUGACAAAAAUCUGGUUCAAGCCGCCAAAGUAACAUUGGUCACCACACACUUGCCGACAGCCGUUGAAGGUAUUGAUAACUUCUUCUCUCUAGCAACCUACCUUAUUGAAGCUAGCGUACAUAUCGUGAUGUUGUGGGCAGCUCUAGGGCCGACAGCGUUAACAAUAGCUGUACUAGUUAUUGGCUGUCUGUCUAUUGGUAUUCGGCUGGGUAGCAGCUUAGCCGAGUCAUCGAGACAGCUAACAGCUGCCACAUCUGCGAGGUCGCAGACAUCUAGCGACCUACUGGCUAAUCUCGAGAAUACGAAACUUCUUGGUCUAGAAGCACAGUUUCAGCUAUCGCUUAUGACUUUGCAAAAGACGGAGCUCAUCAAAUCGUGUGAGAUGGCCAAGUCAAGUUCAAAGCAAAAUAUUAUUGUGAUAUCCUACACGGCUGUCGCAUGUUUGUUUAGCUGUUCAAGUCAUCUAACUCCUCAACAACCUGGGUCCUACUUCAAGAACCUGCCCCUAUUCUUCAGAUCAUUUGUGAUCAUUAACGAACUAUGCUUUGUUAUGGCAAAGAUCACUCAUUACUGGUGGAAAAUACCAACAUCAACUGAAUCAUACACAAAGAUCGAAAAGUUCUUGAAGUUGCCUGCUAAAAAGGUCACUGAGCAAGCCCAACAGUCGGAAACACAACAGCAACCGCAACUACAGUUGGGUGAAACCCAGGGUGUACAGAUGCAGGAUGUCUCUAUUGCACCCGGCCCUGGUGGUCGCCCCCUCCUAUCAAACGUCAAUAUAAGCGUACCAACGGGUGCUACAGCAAUUAUUACCGGAUCACCAGGGACUGGUAAAUCGGUGCUACUCAAUGCAAUUGCAGGACGUAUGUCCAUUACCCAUGGCCGAAUCUCAGUUAGUGGUCGACAUCUUGGCUAUUGUGGUCAAAACAAUUGGCUGCAAUCUCGUUCGGUCAAAGAAAACAUCAUCGGCCCAACCCCAUUCAAUGAGCGCCGAUAUAGCCUCGCUAAAUCUGUUUGCCUUUUGACUGAGGAGAUAUCUCUACUUUCGGGUGCAGAUGAUUGCAUUAUUGGCCCGCACGGUACUGUAUUGAAUCACGCUCUUCAACAGAGGAUCGCUUUAGCAAGAGCUGUUUAUUCCGAAGCCCCUGUCUUAGUUCUGGAUGACCCCCUCAGUGCACAAAGCAAAGAUGUUGGAGAUCGGCUUAUAUCCGGUCUCUUUGGGCCUCAAGGGGUGUUACAGGCUUCCACUGCGAUUAUCGCAACCUCCAAACCUUUCCGAUUCUCGCUUGUAGCAACCACAGCGUAUUGUAUCGAAACGCCCGGAUCCAUACGACACAUGGACCAGAAUCAACUUUUAGGCUUUGGGGUAAAGGCCAGUAAGCCUAUCACAAGUGAUAUGGAUAAUAUUCCUCAAGAGAAGGCUCCAUCCAAACUUCCUAGUCUUGCAACUGUUGCCAGGCAGAUGUCACAAAACAUUCGAGUGGAGAAACCGAUUAGCCUCAACAACUCCAAAGCACCACUCUCGCUCUACCUGAGCAAUGUUGAUAGAGGUCUCAUAAUUUGCUGCAUUGGCAUGUGUAUUUUGGGCUCAGUCUUGGAAAGCUCUCCUCAAAUCAUGCUUCGCAUCUGGUUCGGUUCAACAACGACACGCCAAUUUUCUGUGGUUGGCAGUGCCGUUAUUGGCCUCCUUACGGGUGGCGUAUUCGUUUCCUAUAUCAGUUUAUUCCGCCAGGUCGUCAAACCCCGAUGUUCCAAGGCUAUAUUUAUAAACUUGGUAAACUCUACGUUGAGAACUCCGAUUACGUCGCUCAGCCCAGCUAGGCUAGAAACGCUUCAGAGCUUGUUUACAGAGGGAAUGCGAGUUGUAACUUUCAACUUGCCCGACGCCACCUAUUAUGUUCUUGCUUUUUUGAGUGCGGCACUCGUCGCAUGGGUCACGGCUAUCUCGUGUAUCCCACAGCUCAUCUACGUGUUGCCAAUCUUCCUGGCAUGUGUCGUUGCUUCAAAAUCAUUUUUCCAUCAUUCCUACCGUCAAGCACAGCGCCUGCAUACUGCUUACAAGGACAAGCUGCAGGUCCAUUUUGUUGAGACCAUUGCCGGAGCUGCACACAUUGACUGCCUUAACUGGCAUGUUGGGUAUAGCACUUGGAGUGGUGAAUACGUCGAUGCAUCACAGUCUACGUUCUAUUUCAAAGAGGACCUCAUUAGAUGGCAUCAGGGUAUUUGGCAUAUUAUCAUCGCAGUGCUUGCCUUCAUUUUUGCCGCGGCAUCGAUCUACGCGACCUCCUCUCCUUAUCAGGCUGGCAUUACCAUGGCAGUGUUCCUUGAUCUUUGUAAAAUGAUCAAGGUUUACUUGCCAUCAUGCGUGGAUCUAGAUAUAGGAUUAAGCGUCUUGGAUCAGAUCAGGGAAUUCAUUGCUACCUCUCCGCAAGAAGCUAAGCAAGCAGAUUGUGAGCUGCCCGUGGACUGGCCUGCAGAGGGUGUCAUUGAGUUCAACGACGCUUCGAUUACUCAUGGACCGGAGGAAGCACAGCCAACAGUACAAGGAUUCACUCUCACAGCCCCACCAACCACUAAGAUGGUGAUACAAGAGGCUCCCAGCAGAACUAAAAGUCCUUUCAUCCUGUCCAUGCUGAAUCGCGCCCAAUAUAGGGGCUCUAUCAAGCUUGACGGUGUCGAAAUACGUGAAGUCUCACCCCGCACAAUCUUAUCACGAGUAAACAUCAUCGUGGACAGACCAAUCAUCUUUCCAGGUACCGUUCGCCAGAAUCUACUUCCCCAGGAGCUCCUACACGCUGGGGAUAUGAGAUUAUACACCAGGACUAUGAAGUGUGUUCUAGAGAAACUGAGCAUCUGGGACGUUAUCGAUUCACAAGGUGGCCUCCUUCGACGACUUGAGCAGAUUCAAAUGUCCCCUGAGCAAAUGCAGCGAUUUGCAUUUGCCCAAGGUGUCAUGCGGUACCUCCUGAACAGAACCUCGUUUGUGCUUAUCGAUGGCAUUACGAACUACGUUGACAACGAUAGCAACCUUUUGAUGUCGCGAAUUAUCUCACAGAUCUUCCAACGGAGAUCGGUGAUGAUGGCUGCACACUCCGCAGCAACAUUACAGCGCCCUUACCUGAAUGUUGAAGUAACUGAUGGCGAGGCGGUAGUCAGGGUACGGCCUACGCUGCAACGACAUUAAUAUCGAGAUAAUAAGUAUAAGUUACCCAAAAUAGAGGAAAUAAUUAAAAUGGAGUGCAGGUUCCACCGGGCUCUACCACUUCAAUUUGACGGGCAAUCGUACACCUGUAGUAGACUGUUAUGCGGCAUAUUUGUGAUUGCCUUGGUAGCGCACAUCUUGACUCGACGUCCGUGAUAGAUCCUUUUUCAUUACAUUUGAAGUUUCAGUAUAUAGUAAAUAGUAGAGAGCCUCGAUCAUUUUUCACUCUCGCCUCUGGACGAGGGCUCAAUGACCUCCUUUUCCAAAGUCUUUACUUCGGUGGACUCGUCAUCAGAUUCAUCUGGCUUCAACAACCCACCAUCACGUAGUCUAAUAACAAUGUCCGAGUUCUCAAAGCCAGAUGCACGAUGAGAUACCACAAUUACAGUAGAAUCCUUGAAUGCCGCAUUCAUCCUGUCCUGCAGCUUGCGGUCAGUUUCAUGAUCCAUGGCACUGGUCACCUCGUCCAUGAGAAUAAUCUUAGUCUCAUGAUCUUUGUGGUGAAUUAGCGCGCGGGCAAUGUUGAAUAGUUGUCUCUGGCCGGCUGAGAAAUGAACAUCAUUGAUUUCCAUGCCGAGCCCACCCUUCUUUUGGACUUGCGCAAGAAGACCGACAUCGUCAAGAGCCUGUUCAAGACGGCUAUCCAACUCCUUAUCUGCGUUGCCGUCAUCAUGCAUGAGUUCAAAUGGCAUGAGAUUUCGUCGGAUUGAGCCAGGUAGCAAGAGUGCUUCUUGAGGAAUUGUGGUGAUUUUGUGGCGGAGGGUGUGUCGAGGAAUUUCAGAAAUGUCCACUCCAUCAAUC
Molecule: messenger RNA, 5052 nt
Organism: [Torrubiella] hemipterigena
Lineage: Eukaryota; Fungi; Ascomycota; Sordariomycetes; Hypocreales; Clavicipitaceae
Source: the annotation of a GenBank genome assembly